Dichomitus squalens LYAD-421 SS1 is the source of this 6219-nucleotide messenger RNA. RefSeq names its product SNF2 chromatin remodeling protein. The transcript has 14 exons. Lineage: Eukaryota; Fungi; Basidiomycota; Agaricomycetes; Polyporales; Polyporaceae. Gene Ontology annotation, molecular function: ATP-dependent chromatin remodeler activity; DNA binding; ATP binding. The record is from RefSeq and is a predicted model, not a curated record. Bases 30 to 5864 code for a protein of 1944 amino acids.
CGCGGAGUAGCGGUCCGGCUGGCUACGUAAUGACGUCCAGAUUGGACCGACUCCUGUUACUACUUGACACGGGGUCGUCAGCGUCCGUCAGAAUCACCGCAGCCAAACAACUAGCACAACUUGCCGCCAAGAGUGUGAUCAGCGAUGUCGCACUCGUCGAAGACGAUGUGAAGACCACACGAAACCAUGUGUUGAUCAGCGACUCUUCUGGCUGGUCCGAGCUUAUGGCCGUAGUUGCGAGAAUACUGCCAUACCUGCAUUCAAGAUCUCAUGAGACGCGAUCGGCAGCGUCCACUGCCCUUUCGCAGAUCUUCUCUCUCGUCCCUCUCUGGAAGCCCUGCCCAGAUGCGGACACGAAGCCGUACGGCGCGUCCGCCGUACUGCCCCCUCCAGAAUUCCCUUCCUUCUCUGUUCGCGAGCUCAUGGAGAAGGGCACCCUCCUCCUUGCGUCCUCGGGCAAGGAGUUUCAGAAGCCGACCGGCAUCCUCGCCAACUCGAACGAAGUCAAGAAGGCGCGCAAGGAGGCCAUGGGCCGCCUUGGCCUCGACUUCCUCGAAAGCGUGGGCGGCGCGGACGACAUGGACCUCGACAAGGAGCUCGCCGCGGAUGAGCCCGAUACGGACGUCGACAUGGCCGCCCCUGUACUGGUGAACACGGAGGAGGACGCCGCACCCAGUUCGCCAACCGAUGACUACGUGGACGUUAAGGUGAAGAAGGAGGACUCGGUCCCGGUAUUCGGACGGUCAAAUUCUUCGACGCCCCAGCUCGCCGCUUCUCCCGCGCCGGUAACAUCCGCCGCGGAAGACACCUCCGCGCUCUCUGCUCGAGAGCGAAACCGACUGAAGCGGAAGCGGAAGCCGGGCAAUGCUGCCGUCGUCGGCGCGCUUCCGCCUACGCAGGCUUCCGGUGCAAAGUACCAGGCGAUGGCCGCUGGCGGAAGCAAGGCGCGCCUUGUGGCUCGUGACGAACAGCCCUCGUCGAAGCAGCGUUUGGACAGCCCAAAGUCUCCAGUAGAAGGUCCAUCGCAAGACCGUGUCGUCAUCGAUCCGACGAAGGGCGGUGCCGUCGCCCCGAAGACAGAGAGCAAGUCGAAGGCGCUUGAGGUACAGCCUGGGACAUGGGUCUGGGAUGGCCUCGUUAAGCUACUUGAGGUGGACCUGUUCAGCGCUGCUUGGGAAGUACGACAUGGUGCCGCCAUGGCCCUUCGAGAAGUAUUGAAGCUUCAGGGAAAGUAUGGAGGAACGAAAGUGGACCUGUCUUGGGACGAGAACCUGAUCGCCCACGAGAGGUGGUGUAACGACCUCGCUAUCAAGUUUCUAUGCAUAUUCGUCCUCGAUCGAUUCGGAGACUUCGUCUCAGAUCAGGUCGUCGCUCCCGUGCGCGAGACGGUUUCACAGACGCUCGCGUCCCUUCUGCUGCACAUGCCUCGAAGAUCAGUUCUCCAUGUGCACAACGUUCUUCUACAGAUGAUCCGGCAAGACUUUCCAAUCCCUGUCAAGCCGACGAACGGCAAGUCAUUCAACAAGCACAACGACAAGAGCCACGUGUGGGAGGUGCGACAUGCGGGUCUACUGGGCAUCAAGUACGAGGUCGCUGUGAGGAGCGAUCUCGUAAGCUUGGACGUUCCCGAGGGUGACUGCAUGGAGGUUGAUGAUGGGAAGGAGGUGUUAAGGGGCGUCGUAGAUGCUGCGGUACUAGGCCUUGGUGAUCGCGACGAUGACGUGCGGUCGGUGGCAGCUUCCUGCUUGCUUCCGGUGGCUGCGUACCUGGUGGAGCGCUUGCCUGAAGAGCUAAGUCGAGUGCUUGCUGUCCUCUGGAGCUGUCUGAGCGACAUGAAGGACGACCUCAGUUCGAGUGUCGGGGCAGUCAUGGACUUAUUGGGUCAACUAGUGACGAAGAACCGGGUGAUCGAAAUCAUCGCCGACGAAUCGCGAUCACAUCCUAUCACGGUCCUUGCACCCACCCUCUUCCCCUUCUUCAGGCAUACGAUCGCCAACGUGCGGCUAGCCGUCGUCAAGACUCUCCACACGUUCAUGACGGUAGAGUCACUACCCCGAGGGUGGAUCUCUGUACCCUUCCUCCGUCUACUCUUUCAGAAUCUCGUCGUGGAAGAGCGCUCUGACAUUCGGGACGCGACGCUGACCACCUGGCGUGAGGUUCUAUCCAUCUUAAGCCAGACCAGUGGCUGGCUCGAGUCGUCGAUUGCGCAGCCGCUUCUCUUGGAGUGGUACGGGGUACUUAUGACGCCGCUCGGUCUCGCAUUGGACGCGACAUCCUUCUAUGACCCUAACCUCAGCGACAACAGCGCCCCGACCGAGAGGCAUAAUGUCGACAAGAAUAUGCUUGCACAAGACUUGUCCCUUGUGCCUGUCGAGGUAGUCAUGCAGGCAAGAUUGGCCGCGUCGGCGGCGCUAGCGCACAUCAUCGCUUUCUGGCCGUCUUCGCCAGCACCUGGAUCGCUAUCCGUUGACGACACGUUCCGUCCCAUCCUGACACAUUACAUCGACUCUACGAGCAUGCUCCAGAAGUUCCUUGCCGCCAUCAUCGCCGAAUGCUGGGCGCGCGAGUACGACAUCCGCGCUCCCCCAGAUAGCGCUCUCCUCAUCGAGGUUUCUCCGCUUGCCGCCGAGCUCAGCCAGAAGACCCUCGCAUUCCUCCAGGCGGAUCCUCCAGCAGCGUAUCACGAGAUGGCGUUCACGCUUGCGCGCAUCCACGGCGAGUGCCACAACCUCCUGCAGUCCUUCAUGUUCGAUUGCAAGCUUCCCGCCUCUGCCAUUCCGUCGCUUGGCACAGAGAUCGACGUCACGGGUACAAAGCCCGAAUGUUUCACGAUCGAGACAGCCCAAGCAGCCGUGGGGCCGAUGUUCGAUAAGCUCAAAGACAGCUUGGGCCGGACGAAGAAGCGCGAAUUGGCGAUCAUCAAGGACAAGCGGCUCAAGGUAGUAUCGAGCAUCGAACGGUACAUCGAAGUCAAGGCGCAGUAUGAUGUCAGAGUUGCGGCGGCCUUCGCUGCUGCGUUCGUGGCGUUCAAGAGCACUCCAGACAAGGUCAGCCCGAUUGUCAAGGGCAUCAUGAACAGCGUCAAGAACGAGGAGAAUUUGGACCUACAAACCCAUUCUGCAGCGGCAGUUGCGGCCUUCGUCGAAUUUUGCGUCAAUCGCGUUCUCACUCAGCCUCCGGAAAAGAUUGUCAAGAACCUGUGUACCUUCCUGUGCCAGGACGUCGACCAGACGCCCACAUUCCUGCACAACAGGAAGACGCUUCAUGGCGUUCUGUCGUUCAACAAGCAGGCCUCGGCACCGCAGAACGGCAGGGAUCACGCGAAUCCCACGGAAGAUCCUGCGAAAGCUAAGCUGUCUCGUCGCGGAGCACGACUUGCCUUCGAGAAACUCUCCGCGAAGUUCGGACCGAAGCUUUUGGAUGCCAUUCCGAGAAUGUGGCCUGCGAUUGCUGGGGGUUUGAUGAGCGCAUGCUCUGGAGACUCUGUCAGCGCAAUGGACGAAAAGAUCGAGAAGCGAGAAGGCCAGGACGUCAUCGAUUCACUAAGUGUCCUGGAGGCUGUUGUGCCCACCUUCCACGAAGAUCUAUCGUAUCACUUCGUCCAGCUGUUUCCGCAUGUCACCCUCGCCCUUCGCAGCCGUUUCGCUAUCGUUCGGCAGUCCGCGGCUCGGUGCUUCGCAACCAUCUGCGACGUGCUGACUUUGGACGCGAUGCGCUACGUCAUCGAGAAGGUUGUACCGUUCCUCGGCGACGCCUCUACAUUGGCGAACCGUCAGGGUGCUGUCGAGUUAAUAUAUCACAUCGUCCAAAAGCUCGAUAUCAAGGCGCUUCCCUACGUCAUCUUCAUGGUCGUGCCUGUGCUCGGACGUAUGAGCGACCCGGAUGAUGAUGUGCGUGCGACUGCCACAAAUACGUUCGCAUCGCUGGUGAAGAUGGUUCCGCUCGAAGCGGGAUUGCCGGAUCCGCCAAAUUUCCCGGAGGACUUGCUCAAGCGUCGGGAGGAGGAGCGUCAGUUCCUGAUGCAACUUCUCGACGGCAGCAAGGUGGAGCAGUACAACAUCCCUGUCACAAUCAAGGCCGAGCUGCGCAAGUACCAGCAGGAGGGCGUCAACUGGCUCGCGUUUCUCGCAAAGUACCAGCUCCAUGGCAUUCUCUGUGAUGACAUGGGUCUCGGAAAGACGCUCCAGUCGAUAUGCAUAUUGGCGAGCAAGCACCACGAGCGCGCGCAGAAGUAUAAGGAGACCAAGUCGCCUGACUCAAAACAUCUCCCCUCACUCAUUGUCUGUCCGCCGACGCUUACUGGGCACUGGUACUACGAGAUCCUCAAGUACACAGAGAACCUCAAGCCCGUGCUCUACACCGGUAACUCGCGAGAACGGUACAAGCUUCUAGGCAAGCUGAAGACGUAUGACGUCGUCGUUACGUCUUACGAAGUCGUUCGAAACGACAUCAGCAGCCUCCAGGACAUCAAUUGGCACUACUGCAUCCUUGAUGAGGGCCACAUCAUCAAGAAUGCCAAGACGAAGUUGACGAAAGCCGUCAAGCAGGUUAAGGCUGUCCACCGACUCAUCUUGUCCGGCACUCCCAUUCAGAACAACGUCCUCGAAUUGUGGAGUCUUUUUGACUUCCUGAUGCCCGGUUUCCUUGGCACCGAGGGAUCUUUCAACGAGCGCUUCUCCAAACCGAUAUUGUCGAAUCGCGAUGGCAAAGCCAAGACGGGCGAGGCUGCUGCCCUGGCACUCGAAGCUCUGCACAAGCAAGUCUUACCGUUCCUUCUCCGGCGACUCAAGGAGGACGUGCUCAACGACCUGCCGCCCAAGAUCAUCCAGGACUACUACUGCGAACUCUCAGAACUACAGAAGUUCUUGUACGACGACUUCUCCAAGUCGCGAGCCAAGAUACAGGCAGAGGAUGUCGUUCGAUCAAACAAGGAGAAGGACGGCGAGCAGACACACGUCUUUCAGUCACUACAGUAUCUCCGGAAGCUCUGCAAUCAUCCCGCCCUCGUCUUCAAGAACGACAAGGAGGCAAUCAAGGACGCUCUCACAAAGUCCGCCAUCAAUGCCUCAUCUGGCGAUCUCAGCGAUAUUCAGCAUGCUCCCAAGUUGCAAGCUCUUCGGCAACUUCUUCUCGAUUGCGGCAUUGGUCUCGCGCCCAGUGCUACAGGCGACACGACGAAGUCCGAGCUCCUGGACACAGAAGAGACAGCGACAGGAGCAUUCUCGCAGCAUCGUGUGCUCAUCUUCUGCCAGAUGAAGCAGAUGCUCGACAUCAUCGAGACAGACUUGUUCAAACAGCAUAUGCCCUCUGUCACCUACAUGCGUCUCGACGGCUCCACCGACGCCAAAAAGCGUCACGCGGUAGUUCAGACCUUCAACUCGGAUCCCAGUAUCGAUUGUCUCCUGCUAACGACGCACGUUGGUGGCCUGGGUCUCACCCUCACUGGCGCUGACACUGUCAUCUUCGUCGAGCACGACUGGAACCCAAUGAAGGACUUGCAGGCCAUGGAUCGUGCACAUCGGAUUGGGCAGAAGAAGGUGGUUAAUGUGUAUCGCCUGAUCACGAAGGGCACUCUGGAAGAGAAGAUCAUGGGUCUGCAGCGCUUCAAGCUCAACAUCGCCAACUCUAUCGUUACGCAGCAAAACUCAGGAUUGGCGUCGAUGGACACCGAUCUCGUCCUCGACCUCUUCAAGCGAACGACAGAAGAAGAGGACGCCGCGGCCGCAAAGAAGAAAGACAAGGACGCGAGCGGUGCGCCACCUGGCCAGAGGAACGUCCUGCGCGGGCUCGAGGACCUGCCGCCCGAAGAAGAGUACCAAGAGCUGGACCUCAAAAGCUUCAUGGGCUCGAUCGGCAGGAAGUAGGAGCCCUAGCCUCGUCCACGAUCGCGCGCACCUGUCAGCUCGCGUUCGUAUCCCUCCUUUGCGGAGACGCUGGUACAAUGUCUCGUUUCCCUCGCGCUUGCGCGAUUCGGCGCAGCCGGGCUGCUUCGUGUGUGUCCCUUAUCUUAUUCGUCUUGUACGCAACGCUGUCUGUUCCUGGACUUCCUCAUUGUCGUCGUUGUCAUUCCCAUCAUCGUCGCUUCUCGAUCACAUUUACACUCACUUCCUAUUCGCACAUUGACAUGUCACGGAUAUUAACUAGAUCAACUGCUAGAGACAAUGUAUUUCUGUAGCUGUACACCUAAAUAGUUGUAUGAUACAGUAUAAUCAAACACGC